GAUUGGUGGAUAUUAGUGGACAUCAGAUUACACUGUCUCAGAUCUCUCUCCUACAUGGCGAAACCUCCCUCUUCCAUCACUUCCUGCCUGAACAAUAAUCCUUCAGAAGCUUCCCUUCCCCUUCAACAAUGGCGGUCACUGCACAAUCACCAUCUUCCUCUGCUGCUCCCUCUCUCCUUCCCAACCGCUUCUCCAUUUCCAGAUUCCGCCACGCCUCUAACCAUGCCCGUCCUCGUCCUUCCUCCGGAUCCAAUUCGCUCAGGAUCCUCGCCAUGGCCCCUCAGAAGAAGGUGAACAAAUACGACGACGGUUGGGAGAAGAAGUGGUUCGGAGCUGGAAUCUUCUACGAGAGCUCGGAGGAUGUGGAAGUGGACGUGUUCAAGAAGCUUGAGACGAAGAAAGUGCUUAGCAACGUCGAAAAAGCAGGGCUACUAUCGAAGGCAGAGGAAUUAGGGUUUACGCUCUCUUCGAUUGAGAAAUUGGGGGUUUUCUCAAAAGCCGAGGAGUUCGGGCUUCUCAGCUUGCUUGAGAAGGUUGCGAGCGCCUCCCCGUCCACAUUGGCCUCUCUUGCCCUUCCCAUUCUCGUUGCUGCGCUGGCGGCGAUUGUUCUCAUUCCCGAUGACUCAGCGCCGCUUGUGGCGUUACAGGCUGUGGUCGCCGGCGGACUCACGCUUGGGGCUGCCGGAUUGUUUGUUGGAUCGGUGGUGCUGGGUGGCUUGCAGGAAGCUGAUUGAAUUAGGACUCUGCCGAAUCUCCGUGUGUGUAGGACACAAUUACAGCAAACUAUUGGGACUCUGUUUUCUCUUAUUACUGUGUUGGUCAAUCGAAUUCCAUCUCCAAGAACCAAACAACAUGAUGACAGCUCCCUUUUCACACUUGACCGUGUUAUUUUUUGGGACAUCUUUUUCAACUCCACCAGUUUGAACUUUCCCUUCCCCACUGGCUAUCAAGUAGCCACUCAACUACUACCCCAUCAAUUUGGGGUUGUAAUUAUGGAAAACCCCACAAAAAGGGGUUAAAAAUAAUAAUAAUGAUAAUGAUAAUACACUUUUAAUACUUUCAUGUA
Molecule: messenger RNA, 1066 nt
Organism: Cucurbita moschata (crookneck pumpkin)
Lineage: Eukaryota; Viridiplantae; Streptophyta; Magnoliopsida; Cucurbitales; Cucurbitaceae
Exons: 3
Coding region: 129-734 (201 amino acids)
Source: RefSeq, a predicted model, not a curated record